AAAGAGAGGAGAGAGGGAAAAAAAACAAAAAAAUUCUCAGCCCAACCUUAUCCCCACCCCACAGUCCCCUCCCCAAACUCUCUCCUUCACACAAACACGCUCACAUGGCGUCUCCGAGUGGGACGUAGCAUCGGAAACGGAGUAGGCUAUAUACUCUGCCUGUUCUCCCCCAUUUCUAGAGAGCAAUCGUCCAGUGAGUGAAGAAACGAGAGGGGAGGGAGAAGCAGCCUCCCAUGAUGGCCUCCAUCACCGGGGCGGUGAAGCUAUCGAAGCCAGCUAUUGCGCCAUCUUCCAAUCUCACGUCACUCCACAAGAUGGAUUUCAAGUACGAACAACUAAAUGGGGUUCAGCAACGUCGCACCCUCCUGAUUACCAGCGGCUGGGAGAGACGAGAUACGAUCGAUAAACGAAUCUCAAGUUACCCGAUUUCAAACAGGAAACUGGCAUUAAGUCAAAGGCCAUUACACUGCACAGAGUUGCAAGCUACCUUGAAGAGCCCAAGAGGCUUUAGUCCCACGCCAAAGAAUCCCAAAAGGACCAAGAAGUCUGACAGAGGCAGUAGUAUUGACGACGAAGAAGACGACCCGGAUGACGAUCCUAGCGCAGGGAUUAUACCGGAGGUAGUGACCAACAGGAUGAUGAACAGGAUGGCAUUUUCUGUUGGGAUACCGCUGUUCAUAGGGCUGCUGUUCUUCCCGUUCUUCUACUACCUCAAGGUGGGACUGAAGAUUGAUGUCCCCACAUGGGUGCCCUUCAUCGUGUCAUUCUUCUUCUUUGGGUCUGCCCUGCUUGGGGUGAGUUACGGGAUCGUAUCCUCCAGCUGGGACCCUAUGAGGGAAGGAUCGCUCUUGGGUUGGAACGAGGCUCAGAAGAACUGGCCUAUCUUCUGGCAGUCUCUGUGGGGUAGAUCUGGGAAGAAGUAGGGUGUGCAGGACUUACAUCAUAGCCUUCCGUAUUGUAACAUUCUUGAAUCAUAAUCCAAAGAGGUACUUCUUUCUCGUUUGCUCUUGCUGUAUUAUUGCAUUUGGACAGGCGGCGAGAGGUAACUUCUUCUAAUAUGAGCCAUGAAUUAGUGUCGUGUGGGCUUGACAAUGCCUUAUGUAGUCAUGCCGUGAUGAUCUCACAUCACACAGAAAAUUAAAGAAGGGGAAGAAGUAGCGAAUUGCAUUCGACCUGCUAGGGCAGGCAAACUUUGGCAAUCUGACUCAAGCCCAAAGAUUUAGCCACACUCGGCACUGUUGUUUUCGGGUUUCUUUCUGGGGUCGGUGAUGGGUCUUCUUGUUUCUUCCGAACAAGGCUGUCUAGAUUACAAUUCUCUAUCACAGGUCAGUUGUUGGUA
This is a messenger RNA of Punica granatum (pomegranate), 1339 nucleotides long. NCBI's taxonomy places the organism in Eukaryota, Viridiplantae, Streptophyta, Magnoliopsida, Myrtales, Lythraceae. The record is from RefSeq and is a predicted model, not a curated record.